Penaeus vannamei (Pacific white shrimp) is the source of this 5554-nucleotide messenger RNA. The record is from RefSeq and is a predicted model, not a curated record. Lineage: Eukaryota; Metazoa; Arthropoda; Malacostraca; Decapoda; Penaeidae.
ACCAUCCCGAAGGUACUGAGCAAUAUUUAGAAGAAGAAAAUGGACCCCGAAAGCAGAACCAGAAAUAUCCACUUGUAUUUAGCGAUAUUGUUGGGCGACUAUGAAGAGCUUCGGCAAUGUAUUGUAUCGGGGGCGGAUGUUGCAGUUGCAGACCCGUUCGGCAAUACCUUCCUCCACUAUGUCGCGAAGCUUGGGCACUGCACAGUAGCCAGAGUGUUAGUAGAAGCCGGGGUCGACCCCAACGCUUCGAACAGAGCGGGACAGACACCUCUCCACUAUGCGGCAAGAGCAGGAUACGAGAAAAUGAUUCGAAUCUUACUCACAAAUGGCGCCCACAUGCGCGUUAUGGACCGCAGGGGCCACACGCCGUUGCAGAUUGCAUCACAACGCCAAAGAGAUAAAGCCACGAUGGUGUUACAUAAGAAUAAAACCACAGACACAAAGAUCUAUCGUCCAAAACGGCUAAAUAGCAUGAUCGACUGCGAUCUUUUCCAUAAGUUGGACGCGCUUGUGGCGACGGGGGAACGGGCCACGGUGCUGGACUUUCUUGGCACGAAGGACAUACACAAAGCAGUCACGGAAGGGGAAGUACAUCAAGUGAAGAAAUUACUGGAGAACGAACAAAAUGUCCAUAGGAAAAGCCACGACCUGUCUACACCUCUCCAUUUUUCUGCUUACGGAGGGAGCAUCGAGAUCGUAAAAUUACUCCUGGAAAAAGGCUCGGACCCCGAUGCAGAAAACGUAACGGGCGACACACCGCUCCAUCUUGCGGCCAUCAGUGGCAAGCUCGAGGUCAUACAGUUACUGGCAAACGCUGCCAACAUCAACAAGUCAAGCGCCACUCACGACAAGCUUUUACAUUAUGCCAGAUAUGAGGCAGGAAAUCUUGGGCAGGGUGUUUUGGAUGUUUCGCUCCUCUCCCCAGAGAGAAAUACACCGCUCCAUUUUGCGUGUUUGGCUGGACACGUCGAAGCAGUAAAUAUUUUGCUGGAAAAGCAUGCUGACACUAAAUGUACCGCUGAAUCUGGCCACACACCUUUACAUUAUGCUUCUCUCGGGGGAUAUACAAAAAUAGUUCAAAGGCUCAUCGAAGCUGGAGCACACGUCAAUGCAGUUGACAGACGGGGUUGUACAGCACUGCACUACGCUGCCUCAGCGGGACACACUUCACUUGUGGAAGAACUUGCAAGACACGGGGCAGACGUGCAGCUCCUUACAGACGCCGGGAAAUCUGUUCUCCACGAUGCCUCCUUCUACGGGAGACUGGACUCCGCCCAGAGCCUGGCAGGGAUUCAACCUAAGCUCAUCGCCGUCCGAGACAAGUUGAAGCUCUCUGCAGAAGACACCGCUCACAUCCGAGGUCAUGUACAGGCAGCCUGGUGGCUCCAGAAGCAAACGGAGGCAGAAUCCGAUUUUGAAACUUUUAACCACAGGACGAAAGUGUGCAAAGAGAACAUCAACGACUAUGGCGAAAUAAGCUUGAAGAUACAGAGCGCCAACCAGGGAAAGAAUGCAAGCAUCUUGGCAAGCAGCGUUGACUUCGGUCUGUUCGAGAUCCACUUCCAGGACCGGCAAGGGCGGACGCUCCUCCACGCGGCCGCCGAGCAGAACAACCUUCCCAACAUCAGGAUCCUUUUGGAGCGAGGCGCCCUGCCCACGGCUCUCACCUUCAACGGCAAGACUCCCAGCGACCUUGCCCGCGAGAAAGGUCACUUGCAGGCUUACAAUAUGAUCAGUAACACGAAUAUUUGCGAAGCAGGAAGUCCUGAAGAGCUGUUUGUAGCUCUGCUUAGCCUGAUAACGGAGACCGCAUACUCCAGUGCCGACGCAGCAACAACACCCCAUGACCUCGAGUCCACGGACGCCAGCCCCAAGGGUCAGAACCCGUCGCUGUCGGCCGUGAGGAAGGCAUCGUCGCUCCUGACCUCGGGCGCCCCCCUCGAGCCUCCCGGGUCCCACACCUGCUACCCGCUUCACCUCGCCAUCACCGCCAACUGCACUCCCCUCCUGCCCCUCCUUCUGGCCGCCGGGGCGCCGCUCACGGCCACCAGGGACGGCCUUGGCCCGGUGCAGCUCGCGUGGCUCACGCCCGACAUCACCACCUGGGUCGCUGUGCUGGUCACCAGGGCUGUCAGAGACCGGAUAGCGAUGGAGAUGCAGCCCCUGGAUGACGCCCUUCAGGCAGCUGCACGGGCGCUGCUGGAGGCCCUGGACGGAGAGAGGCCGUGGGAGGCCGCGCUCGAGCGCCCCGCCGGCUCCUCGGACUCUCUAGACGCGCUGCUCUUCCGCGCAGCCAGGGGCGGGGCCUCCACUCUGGCCUGGUGGAUCUGGAACAGCGGCGGCUCCGCGGUGUCCCGCCACCACCAGGACGCCACGCCCCUGCACGCUGCCCUGGACGGAGGGCAUCUCGGCACGGCCAGAGCCCUCGCCCUCCACAUGGGGGGGAACCUCUUCCUUCCCGACGCCGACGGACGACUCCCGAUCAGCCUGGUGCCAUCCCGUGCAGACAAGAUCAUCAAGGAAAUGAUGGCUCGUGAGUACACCGUGUUGGAGCAAGCUAGGGAGGAGGCCAGGAGUUCCGCCAGUCGAAGAGAGGUUCUCGAAGUGACGUUCGUCCUCUUGGUCCUGUGUCUGGAGUUCAACCCGCAGGUGAAUUCUCCCGACUACGAUGACGAGCGCUGGAGGACCGUCCUUUCCUGGGUGCUGUCGCUCCACUCUCUCGACAAUGAGAUAUACAAAGAUAGCGCGGCGUGGAUAAAAGAAAUGAUUGACACGUUUAGGAAAAUAUGGCGAGAGGUGCACUCCUACCACGAGGAGGACAAGCCUAGUUGUUACAAAUCUCAUCUGGAAUUAGUUAGAAAGUUGCAUUCCAGGUUCUGGACUCACCUUGAUGAAAUGAGUGCCCUUUUUGGUGACACUGAUAACAACACACAAGAAAAUUAUAUUUGUGAACUGCUGAAGAGGGCCGUCAUCAAGUCAUGUGAGAAAGAUAUGCCUCUCUUCUUACACCUGCUGACAUGCGUGGCUGGUGCCAACGUUAGUGAGAUGAUUGACGAAGUGUGUGGAGGAUUCCCGCUCCACUACGCAGCCCUUCACAACAACAUGUCUGCAGCCAGGUACAUUCUGAGCCAAGGAGCCUCACCGAGUGUGCAGGACCGCUUCGGCAACACACCUGCCCACUACGCGUACAUGUUCGGGCACCAGGAGGUUGGGGACUUCCUUAAAACUGAUAUAAAGAACAACAAUGGCCUUCCUGCUGAAUCUAUGCUUAAAGGGUACAACCAUUACCUGAAACUGUAUAAACUGGACUCCAAUAGCCUACAGAAAAGAAAAAUGCAAAGAGACAAUACUGCUUCUCAAAUUAUACAAGAACAUUUACAAACUCUAAAGAGAAAGUGGAUGGAAUAUAGCAUAAGUCAAGCUGUCCUAGAAUGUCAUGUAGAUUUUACAAGUGGUGAACCUCGUGAAAUUAAAAAAUCUGUUUCAGAAUUCAUACAUCAGUUGAUACUUUCAAUUACUUCAGUAAAUCCAAUGUACAAAGGUGAUUUGCACAUGCUAGGGAGUUCAGGAGACAAUGUUCGAUUAUUUUGCCCAGAUGAGUUUGACUUUAAUAUCAUCAUACAAAAUAUGAACAUACAUUUUCCUGUGACAUGGAAAGGAGACUUAAGAGAUGGAUCUGUGAAAUUAGAUAAAGCUUUAAAUGACCUAUUGCUGGACCAUUUCUAUUGCACAGUGAGGCAGAGUCUUGUGAACUGUGAGCCUGAAGACAGGCGACUGGCCAUUGUUCUGCCGGGAGUGAAGAAGACUCAGGUGGGCGUAUCGCUCAGCCUCGUCUGGACAGGUGAGGUGUUCCCUCUGCUCCUGGUGGAUGUUGAUGUUGUGGCCACUGCUAGAGCCAGUUGGCCACCUGCACUCAGGAGGCCAAAGCUCACACCCUCCACCCUUGACUCUGUGUAUUUGAAUAGCAUUGGCAACAACGAAUGGAGGUUCUCUUUCGCACUGGCAGAAAAUGCAGUCAUGAAAAGUCUGACGGCUGACAAGCGCAGGGUAUUUCUGGCCUGCAAGAUGGUGCUCAGUGCCCUGAAGGUGGAGAAGUGGGCACCGAGACACGUCCAGAACCAGUUCAAAUAUUUCCAUGGAAGAUUCUUCAAGAUUCCCUCGCCAAAGGGCUUCCUCCUCAAGAAUACCUUCUUCCUGGAGCUGGAGGAGGUGACAGAUGAGGAGCAGUGGACGGAGGAGCACUUAGUGGAGAGGAUGACCUCGGUAUUCCGGAGGAUGUGCGAGGAACACACUGACCCCGCCUCGCAGGAGACUUCCUGGGAGCCGGCAGCGGUCAAGGCGUACUUCGCUGGCCGUACGCAGGAUCCAUGUGUCGGCUUCGGAGCGCCGGGAAUCCUCAAGUUUCUAGAAUCAAUUGACCCUGAGAAUUGGAGAGGAUUCGCUCUCAUCCCGAAUUAAGGCAUUCUAAGGGGAACGAGGUAUAUAUCAGGCGCAUUUUCAAAUUUAGUAAAUGUGCCACGUCUACUGGUGCUUAAUAGACUGUGUAUCUACUCAUAGAAAUAAAUAUUAUGAAAAAAUAUGUACAAAAAUAUAUGAAAUAGGGAUUAUAAUGUGUUGUACAAAGUUUUCUGUGGUACUGAUUAAAAAGGGACAAAUCAAAUGAAUCUCACAAGGUACAUUGGGACAUGGAUUUAGAAAACUCCUAACCAUAGUCCAAAUACAGCCAGACAACAACAAAACCGGCGUCACAUCAACCGAGUGCCUCUAGAACAAGCCAAAAUGUAAAAUAAAUAAAUAAAAGAUUUGUAUGGCAAUUCAUUAGCAGGGUUGGGAGAUUGGGAGUGUAUGCACUGUGUAACAAUUUCGAAGAUUUGCCUAAAACAAGGAGUUACAUUAGUUAUAUGCUUUUUAAAUAAUAUUAACACAUUUUAAGAGAUUUUUACCCCAAGUACUUGUAUGUAUAAUGUUUACAAACUAGUUGAAAGAAAAAAAAGUGACAUUGGUUGAAGAGGUAAUUGUUUUACCGUAACCAGUUUAGUACUCAAAUGUAUAGUAUUUUAGUAUGAUAUUCAAAUGCCAAUUGGUAAAUAACAGUCUGUGUAUCAAAUUCAUAAUUUUUAAAUUUGGAGCUCGACGCUAAAAUUUAUAUUACUCCUCAAAGAAGUUUGAUAUCAAGUGGCUAUUCAUGCUAACGCCAUAAUUACACAGCUUAGUAUACUGUUUGCGUAAAGUAUAUCUGACACAUUUCAAGAAUUGCAUUAUAUGAUUAUAAAUACACAACAUAUAUACUGCUUGCGUAAAGUACAUCUGACACAUUUUAAGAAUUGUAUUAUAUGAUUACAAAUACACAACAUACUAUACUGCUUGUGUAAAGAACAUCUGACACAUUUUAUGAAUUGUUAUAUAGUGUUUACAAUCAAUGCCAAAGCAGGGUUCAUAAAGUGUCGACAGGGUUCAAUGAUAUUCCAGCCCUUCCCUUGCCAUUUUAUUAUUUGAAAUUCUAGUUGUCUGUGUAGGCCUACAGGCGGAGGUGGUUCCGCGUUGAUGGGGAGAG